Portunus trituberculatus (swimming crab) is the source of this 40945-nucleotide messenger RNA. RefSeq lists its product as uncharacterized. Gene Ontology annotation, molecular function: DNA-directed DNA polymerase activity; nucleotide binding; DNA binding. The coding region runs from base 149 to 37999 and encodes 12616 amino acids. Gene Ontology annotation, cellular component: nucleus; zeta DNA polymerase complex. Gene Ontology annotation, biological process: double-strand break repair via homologous recombination; error-prone translesion synthesis. NCBI's taxonomy places the organism in Eukaryota, Metazoa, Arthropoda, Malacostraca, Decapoda, Portunidae. The record is from RefSeq and is a predicted model, not a curated record. The transcript is spliced from 32 exons.
GGAGGGUUGGCAGCCAUGCGGCUACAGUUUCACCUCCCGCAGGUGUUGUGAAGAAGCACCUGAACACUCUCCUGGACCCUUAUUACACCACUCUACGGGUUCUCACAGUCAUGAGAGUGGAGUGCCUGGUGGAGGAGGCCAGGUGAGCAUGUUCUCCCAGCGCAUUGUGACGGUUGACCAUUAUCUGGCAGCCCCAGUUCCUGGCCUCGACCCUCAGUACUCCACCUUCCGCGGGGCCCCCAUUAAAUGGGUGCCUGUCCUCCGCAUCUUUGGGGCCACUGCAGCAGGACAGAAGGCGUGCACUCACAUCCAUGGAGUCUUCCCCUACAUUUUGGUGCCUUAUGAUGGCUCGGCCCCACUGGCCACCCUGCCGUACACACUGGCCACCUCCCUUGACCGAGCCCUCAACACUGCCCUGGGUCAUGCCUCGGCCAACACUCAGCACGUCUACAAGGUCACUCCUGUGUCUGGGAUCCCCUUCUAUGGAUACCACUCCAAGGAGCAUCAGUUCCUCAAAAUCUUCUUCUACAGCCCCAACAUUGUGAAGAAGGCUGCUGAACUUCUACAGAACGGGGUGGUGCAGGGGCGAGUGUUCCAACCCCACGAGGCACAUGUCCCCUUCGUGCUGCAGUUCCUGAUGGACCACAACCUGCAUGGCAUGAACAUGAUCCACCUCCAGUCCUGCAGGUUCAGGCAACUCCCUGGCAUGGAGGAAAGAGGAAGCAGCCCUACACAAGCCCCCGCCCCACUGCCUCUAUCCCCACCAAGCCAGGAUGGAGUGUCAGGGAGGAGUGGGUCUGGUAUGGGGACGGGGAUGUCUCAGCGCCCUAGCACCAAGGUGUGGACAAAGGAGUCAGUGCCGGCCAACCUGUGGCUGCCGGAGACGGUGGUGCGGGUGUCGUCCUGUGAGGUGGAGGUGGACUGCAUCUUCUCCGACAUCCUCAACCGCCUGCAGAUUGGAGGAGGCAUGGCAACCAACCCAGGGCUUUCCUAUAUCUGGGAGGAUGAGGCUGAGAGGCAGAGGGCACAGGGAGGCUCCUUAGAGGAUCUGCAGCCACCCCCGUCCCCUCCCCGGCCUGAUGUCACCCCCUCGGACUCUGAGGUGUUCUACCGGGCGCUGCUAAAGGAGAAGCUGCAGGCAGCGGUGGCAGCAAUGGGUCAGACCCAAGAGUCCAGCGGUGAGGGAGAGGCAGCCAGCCUUAACCUGCCGGCCCUCACCCCGGAUGACACAGUCCUUGCCCCGGCCACAGCUCCCGACACAGCAAGCCAAGCGGACGUCACCACUACACAGGAUGAGACUAUGGUGGAAGCAGCAGCAGCAGCAAUGGCUGCAGCAGCAGAGGAGUCUCAAGUGGAUGAGGAAUUAAUUCUCAGCCUGACUCAGCAGUCACAGUCUCAGUGGUUGAAUGAGAGUGAUGUGGACCUGGUGACUGCCUUGGCCGGGCUGGAUGAUGGGUCACAGGCGGUGGCACUCGAGGACCAUGAUGCCAUCCUGUCCACUCAGCCACCCAGCCAUGGUUCAGUAAGGGGCAGCCAGGGCCAGGGCCAGCACCAGAGCCUUGGGGAAGCAAAGGAAGAGGAGGAAGAGGAAGAAGAAACUCACCAUAUGACCCAGCAGAUCUGGGACUCCAUUCUGAUGCCCCAAGAGGAAGAGGAAACAAAAGAAGGUCAAGGGAACUCCUCCAGAUCAAGGGUGGAGGAUGGCCAGGCUUCCCUACUGCCUCCUGCCCCUCCAUCCCCUCUCCCCCAGCUGGAUGGGGCAACUGAUUCACUCCGACACUCCCCUUCUCCUUCAUCCCCUUCCCCCAGAGAUAACCUCGUGCCUUCCACCAGUGCCCACACCCCUGCACCCCCCCUGAACCAAGCUCAACACUCAGGGCUGCCAUGCCAACACCCCAGGCCGGACAGGAGGGCUGCCUCCAGUAGCCCUGUAGGCACCAGUGAUAGUGACAGUGAAGGGGAGCCAUUCAUUAUCCCCCAGUUUGACGGUGCCAAUGACUUUGUGUCUCACCGAGGACGCAAGCAGCACCAGAGCACCUCGGCAUCCCAUCACAACCGCCCCGUCACCGCCUCCACGCGUAAUCUUGUCCGGGAGAAUGCCCUGAAAAGGAGCCGGGGUGGGACUAGCUAUUCUGCCCCAUCCCACAGGCUCCCCCAGCCCCCGAAUGUGCCUUCCUCCCAGCCAGUGCCUUCACCCUUUGGUCCCAGCCAGCCCACCACCUUGGUCAACCCAGAUGGUACUCUGGACCUGCCAGACUUUAUGGAUAUUUCCUCCCGCAUGGCUGUAGGGGAGGUGCAGGCCUCCAGUAUUGUGCCCCAACCCCAGGCUCGGGGCAAGUCUUCCAGGCGGGAUUUUCUCUCAUCCCAGGACGUGCAGCAACCCCCAUCCCAUCUCAACAUCACCCCACUGUCAGGCAUGAGCAUGUCCCAGCGUGUGCCGGGCAUUGGGGAUGCCGUGGUGGUGCCUGCGCUGGUCACCACAGGCCGGGUCAGCUUCAGCUCCCCCCAGGUGCUCAUGCCCCAACGCUAUGUUGUGCAGCAGCCCGGCACAACCCCAGACCAGGAGGCAGGCCUCGACACCACACAGUCCAGCAGUCAGGGACACAAGCAGGGCCGCAGGGCUGCUGCAGCAGAGGGUCAUCGGGGCAGCCCGGCCCUCAGGACUCUUGUCCGGCAGGAUUCUGAACAGUCGGCCUAUUCGCCCAUCUCAGAAGAGUCUGAUGGGGAAGGGUCGGGCAGGGGCAGGCGGGGGCGUGGGGUGGCGGAGGGAAGAGCAGCGGAGAGCCCGGCUGCCCCGGAGAAUGAAGACAUCCUGAAGCAGGCCUUUGACAUGACCCUGUUUGAUCUGAAGCCCAUGGAUGUGGAGACACCAGAGUUUGCCCUGGUGCCUCCAGGGUACCCAUCGGACGACUGUCCCCCGCCCACUGAGGACAUGCUGACCCAGGGCUCGUAUCUGUACCACACUGAGGAUGACACCACCACCACCUCUGUCCAGACUCCAGGUGGCGAGGGGGGCCACCUGGAGGUUCCCCACGCCCCACCCACCCCCUCACCGCCUCCAACUCAGCCCAGGAAGGAACCUCCACCCUCAAAUUUAAAAAACAAAAAGAAGAAACAGAAGUCUGCUCGGGAGAGGAACAGCACAAUGGAAGGCCACUGUAGCCAAGCAUCUGCUGCCAGGAUGGAGUCUGCCGGCGACCCCUCACCCUCACCAACAAAUUUUGCCCAGCCAGUGCCAAUGUUAGUGCCUAGUUGUGAGGUCUCCCCCACACCCAUCAGUCCAGCAGAUGCUUCCAGCCAUCCUGGAUCUCCUACCCCAGUGUCACCCACUGCCCCUAGCAGGGUGUCCCCGAUCAAUGGUACAGAUGCUCCCUAUCUUGAGGAGCUGGACUACACUGCUGCGCCCCACACUCCUGGCAGCUUCUUGCCAAUGAAUCAGCCCUCACCCAGCCCUCCACCCUCACGCUGGUACGAGGAGAUGGAGUGUCCGCCCACACCAGGCAGUCCCCCCAAGAAGGCUACAACCCCCUCUAAGAAAAAAGAGCCCAAAGGCAGACCAACUGAACAAGAACUGGCCAAGCCUCAGCCACCACCAGAGGCAAGCCCCAAGUCCCUUGAUGCCAAAGCUAAAAGGAAGUCCAAAAAGAAGAUGACCAGAUUGUUUGGAUCCUUUUCUCCUCCCUCUCCCCCUCCCCAGAGAAAACCUUCAGAACUUAACUUUGAUUCAGACAGUGAGAAUGGCACCCCAGACCGGCCCCAGACCCCAGGUCGGGAGGUGGGGGAGCAGGUCUUUGCCAGCUCUCCCCAGGACCUGUUUCGGGGUGGCCAGAGAAAACUGGAAGAUGACUUCACAUUUUAUCUUGACCUGGACAGUCCUCCUGAGAGGCCCGUCACUCCCGGAGGUGGGCGGGAGGUUCAGGACAUCCUUGGAGGGGAGCCAGGCCAGGAUGCCUCAAGACAACCUUACCAUCAAUUUGAGUCGGUGUUUGACACUGACUUCCAGCCAUUUGCUGCCAGGGACCGCCCCAGAACGCCAGGUGGCUCUGCGUCCCCACGGCCUGGCUUGCCCCUUUCAGAUUUCUCUACUGGACCCCCAUUGAUGCUGCAGCCUCCCUACACACAGGAGGGUCAAGAUCCACCACCGAAUGAGGCUGUGUGGGGUGCCUCAAGGAUUUCUGCACCCACUGUGGCACAAGAGGUCAGCAAAAAGACCUCUGAGGUGUCAGUAGGGGCCCGUGGUCGAGGACGGGAGGCCAAGGGGACAACCCACCAGCGGGAAGGAAGGAAGUCCUCCAGUGGCAACAGUAGCAGCAGCAGUAGUAGUAGGAGUAGCAGAAGCAGCAGUAGUAGCAGUAGCAGCAGUAGUAGCAGCAGUAGCAGUAGUAGCAGUAGUAGUAGCAGCAGCAGUAGCAGUAGCAGCAGCAGCAAAAGUAGCAGUAAUACUAAGAAAAAGAAUUCUGUUGAAAGUGGGGAGAAGCAAAGGCAGACACAGGUAUCAAGUGUUGGUGCUACAGAUGUGAACUCCAGACAGUCUCAGGCAAAGAAGGAGGCAAGAAGCAGUGCUCAGGGGGCACCUCUUGAGGGAAAAACAGUACAAAAGGAGAAGAUGAAAACUGGGGAAAGGAAGAAACAGGAUUACAGAAAGCCUGAGAGACUUCCUCCCUCCACACAGACAUUUGCAACCCCACAGAAGCCAAAGCCUCAGACCCAGCGGCACCAGCCGUCCCAAGAGCCGGAGAGAAAUGAUCCAGCUGGCAGUGGUGUGGUGCCUGGGCCAAAGUCACACCACACCACUGGACCUGCUGGUAAUCAAGCUUGGAGCCCUGCUGUUAGGGAGCCCCAAGGGAAGAGACCUCAGCAAGGGGCCACACUAACACCAUCCUCCAAACAGGCUCCUCCAGAUGGUCCACAGAGACACAGAGGCCAGCCGCCCCCACAACUCUCACGGCCAGAGGGUCGAGGGGACGGGGCUCGUUCAGUCGGUCAGUCAAGGGGACAUGUGGAAACCUUUGUCAAAGGUGGAAAGCCACCAGAGGCACAUCCUCAGUCUCUUGCAAAAACACACACAGGUGCCAGGGCUCCUCACCAGGGGACCAAAGUCACACCUGACUUUCAGCUCCAGCCUCCACCUCGAGGUAAGGCCUCCUCCUCCUCCCCUAGGCCAUCCUCAGCCAGUGGUGCAUCGCCUGAAGUACCUGGUCGCCAGCAGCCCCGGGGACACACUCAGCCCAAGCAUGGUGGCACUGCAUCACAACCUCAGCCUCCUGCCACCCACCCAUCCCGUCCCCAACAACCUGGCUUCACACAGAGUAACUGGUCUGUGGUAUCACACAGCAAUACUGCACCACAGCAGAACCAGAGUGGCCAGGGGGGAACGCGCCAUCCCCACCCAACCCAUGGGAGCCGAGGCCCACAUCCCCACCCUGGCCAGGACCACAGGACUGCACCUCAUGGAGCACAAGGAGGCAGACCUGCACAGCCUCCCAGCUACCCUCACCCACCCUCUCAAUCACUUGUACAAGGCAAGGCAUCUGCUAGAAGUGCCUUGCAUCAAGCACAGGCUAGCAGAUCCACAAGGCCUGGAGGUAAUUUUUCAGGCAACCCUUCCCAACAGAAACCUGGCCCAGACCGGCCGCAACCAGGCAGUCUUCACAGGCAACCAGAGGAGCAGCAACGAAAGAUUCUACCUCAUCACCAACAGCAGCACAGUCAGCACCGACAACAGCAGCAACAACAGCAGCAACAAAGACAUCAGCAACAACAACAAAAACAACAUCAGCAGCAACAGCAACAACAGCAUCUGCAACAACAAAAACAACACCAACAGCAGCAGCAGCAACAACAUCAACAACAACAACAGCAACAGCAACAGCAGCAGCAGCAGCAGCAGCAGCAGCAGCAGCAGCAGCAGCAGCAGCAGCAACACAGGUCCCAGAAUACACAGCCACCCAACCAGAAAUUCAGAGGCCUCAAGUCCAUUCCUUCUUUGUCGAGCAGCUUUUGCAAGGGCAAGAGUGAGGCAGGUCAGGGGCCUGGCCAGAGGACCAAAGAUGGCCAGUCAGCCCACAGCUAUGAUGAUGACCUGGACCUACCCCUCAUGGGUGGAUCCUUGCCCCUCAUGAGCCCCAUGCCCUGCACCCCCGCUGCCCACCGAGAAGACCACGCCGCCUCCACCACCGAACCCCUCACCUCCAUUCCAAGGAUGGACCAGGUGCAUCCUCCCAUGAGCCCCAUGGCCCCCACCCCUCACCACCGGCCCCACACACCUCCAGAACCCCUGGUUGCCACCCCAUCUAGUGGUGGGUCAUUUGUGCUUCCAGCAAUCCCUAGGCCUGUGAUGAGCCCCAUCCCACCCACCCCAUCUCGCCCCUCUUCUCCACCACCAUACAGCCCCAUGCCAGUGUUGCCAUCCAGCAUGGGGCCAGCCAUCAGCCCCCUGCCCCACACCCCAAGACCCUCGGUGACAGAGACCUUCAGCCUGCUCAGCCCCAUGCCCGCCACGCCCCAGGCUGACGACCACCACCACCACCCCCUUGGCAACCUGCACGAGGCAGAGGAGUUCCUGGUGCGUCCCAUCAUGAGUCCCAUGCCACAAACCCCGGCACACCCCUCCCAGGCCCCGCCACACACACAGCCCUCCAGCACCAAGAGAAGCAUACAACCGCCAGCCAGGGACAUGGCCAAGAGUCCUGUGCCUCCCAUGGCAGAAUCCUCAGACUUUCCUCACCACCCCAUGAUGAGCCCCAUGCCAGUGCACCCCUCAGUAGGCCCCAUGGUAAGCCCCCUGCCCAACACCCCAAGAUAUCCCGGCAGCAGUCCCUUCCCAUCGCUGCCCUCUGGUCCUGGCCCUCUUAUCAGCCCACUGCCCCAGACCCCCUCGUACCUCUCCAGUGCUCCUGACCACCAGUCCCCACUAUAUAUGCCCUUCACCCCCAACCUGCACACUCCUCAGACCCCAACCCACAUCCCUGAGACUCAACCACCAUCUCAAGCUCCAGCUUCAUCCCCCACCACCUCUGCCUCCUGCUCUUCCGCUUUCCCACCACAGACCACUGCUUCAUUCACACCUUUGCCCACUCCUCUCACCCCCAUCCAGACACCUAUACAGAAUCCCUUCACUCCACUACAGCCUCCCCUCACCCCUCUCCAACCCCCUCUGACACCUCUGCAGACCCCUCUCACCCCACAACAGCCAUCAUUCACUCCACUGCCACCUCCCCUCACCCCAUUGCAGCCCUCCACCACCCCUAGACCUGAGGCACCACCUCCUUUAGGAUGUCAGGUGUCGGAGGAGGGUGGUUGUGGCAUGCAGUACAGUCCCAUGCCUGUCUUACCCUCUGCGCCAAGUCCUGCCUUGAGUCCAAUGCCCCAGACCCCUGUUCAUGCACCUGAGAGGGCUCUUCCCACUCCUCCACUCACAGGCACCACUCAAGGUCCCUCCUCUCUCUUCAGCAUUGCAUCGCCUUCCCCCCUGAAUGAAAAAGACCAAAAGUCACUUCAAAGUCCCCAGUCUGUCGGUGGAGCCUCCUCAGGGCCCCAGGCAAGCCCAAGGAUGAUUCCCUCUGCUACUCCACCCCAGCCAAGCCCUCUGUCUCAGGCCCUCAUGUCUGCAGCUGUCACCCCAAACCACCCUAGUCCCAUGGCACAACCCCAAAUGUCUGUGUCUGCAACUCCACCCCAUCCCAGCCCCCUCUCUCAAGCCCUCAUGUCUGCUUCCAGCACCCCAUCACACGCCAGCCCAAUGUCACAAACACAGAUACCAGCAGCCGUCACACCGCCACACCCCAGUCCCAGGUCACAACCCGUACUGCCAGCUGCUGCCACACCACCACAGCCCAGUCCUCUGCCUCAGUCCAUAAUAUCCGUCUCUGCUAUUUCAUCUCAACCCAGUCCUCUUUCUCAAGCCCUCAUGUCUGCCUCUGCUACACCACCACACCCAAGUCCUCUGUCACAAACCCUAUUGCCUCCUGCUGCCACUCCACCUCAACCCAGUCCCCUGCCACAAACAUCAGGGCCACCUUCUUCCACUCCACCUCACCCUAGCCCCCUGCCACAGCCCGUCAUGCCCUCUGCCACCACUCCAUCCCAACCCAGUCCUUUGUCGCAAGCUGUACUGUCAGUUGCAGCCACUCCACCUCAACCCAGUCCAUUAUCACAAGCUCUGAUGUCAGCUGCUGCCACUCCUCCUCAACCCAGCCCCAUGUCACAAACACUUGUAUCAACAGCUGACACUGCACCUCAAGAUAGCCCCAUGUCACAUGCUCUGGCAUCAAUAGAACCUUCUAGCAGCCCCCUGUCACAAGCCCUAUUGUCCACUGUAUCUAGCACACCCCAACCCAGCCCCUUGUCACAAGCUUUGAUAUCUGCUGAUGCUUCCCACCUCAGCCCUGUGGUGUCUCAGGGGUCUGCUGUCACUCUCACCAGCCCCAUCAUGCCAUACUCAAGUGAGAACACUGUAGGAGAACCUUACCUACUGCAGCCUGUGCCUUCCUGUGUUGGCCAGACCACAGCCUCCUCCUCCACUCCCCUAACCACCCAUACCAUGUCCCUAGCUACCCUCACAACCCUCACCACUUCUACACCCAUCUUCACUACCCUCACAGCCACCCUCACCACUUCAGCACCAACGUUCACUUCAGCACCUGUCUUCACCACCCUUGGCUCCACCCUCACCACUUCUGCACCUCUCUUCACUACUCUUUCAACCACCCUCACCACUUCAACUCCUAUCUUCACCACCCUCACCUCUUCUGCACCUGUCUUCACCACUCUUGCAGCUGUCACCACUUCAUUGCCCAUCUUCACUCUUCCAGCCACCAUCACCACAUCGGCACCCACCUUCACCACCCAGCCAACCACCCUCAUCACUCUGACUGUCCCAACAAGCACACUAACCACCCAGGCAGCCAUGGUCGCCCCCUUUACUGGCCUGGGAACUACCCCUGCCCCCCUUGCCACUCUGGGGACUCCUUCCACCACCUUUGGAGGAGUAAGUGUGACCACAAGUGUUCCUGCACCAAGGCUAACCACCAUUGGUCUUUUGCCUGGGGCUCCAUCCCAAGUGGCUUGGCCUCAGACCAGUCCUGUCACACUUGCUUCAAGUCUGCGCCCACUCACCAGUACAAAUUUUGUCCAGUCAAAUAGCAGCUGUUCCAUAACUAGUGCCUCAAGCGAAGGUGCUUCCCAGGCUGCCAGUAUUUUGAAGGCCACCCUACUUUCUGGACCACAACCAGGACCCUCUCAGAACCAGGUCAGUGGACCGUCCACACAGCCUCAAGCUGCCACACCCCUUUUUAUUACUCAGCCUGGGGCUGCUCCCUUCCCAUCAUCUGCAGGCCAGCAGCCCAUGACUCUUCCCCAGGUCAUCUUGAUGCCCCAGAUUCAAGGUCCUAUCCAGAUCAGCCUUCCUCAAGGGGUUCCUGGUGCUGCUAUGAGAAUGCCAGCACCAAUCCUAAGAACCCCUGCCCCUACACCUCUUCCAUCCACCUUGACAGCCAGUAAUACAGCACCACCCACCCAGGCUGACAUGAGCAUGGGUAGCCAAAAUAGUCAGUUUGUCAUCCCCAUUUCUGCUCCAAGCACUGUCCCAGCCACCAACACAGGAAUAGUGAGGUUGGUGAGUCCAGCCUUUCCAUCCGCAGUGAUGGGUUCAAGUGAAGGCACAGUCAGGGUGGACAAACCCACCAAGAUAUUAGCUGAUAUUAUGGAGGAGCUGAGCAAUCCAGAUUUUUGUAUGCCUUUGGAGCAGCAGGGAGGCAAGGCAAUGAAGGAAGCAGAACAGUCUGGAGGCAGCAGUGCUCCGCAGGACAGCCUCCAGCGGUCUGGUCUAGAGAAGAACUCAACAAGCAACAGCAGUCUGCCACCAGUGCUGAUGGCGCUUGAGGCCAUGUUUGAAAAGGAAAUGCAAGAGAAUGACCAGAGUGAACACCAGGGUGAAGAUACUAGAGCAGAACAUUCUUCAAAGGCUCCUGAAAGUCCUCAUGAUGCAGCAAGCAUCCCACCCACCACUGCCUUGCAGAGUCUGCUUACAGAUGGUGUGAGUCCAAGACCCAGUUCUAGGCAACCUAUGCUCAGCCCAGCAGGUGCCAGCCAGCCACAUGCUCUGAGUAAAGAGCUGUUCACAAGAAUGCAAGCACCUUUGUCUACUACACCAGAAAGCAGUGGCAGCUGCAGUGCCCCUCCAAACACAACACUUGCCAACAACACUGUGCCUGCAACCACAUCAAGAUUCCCCAGUCCUAUGUCUGUGAGAGGCUCCACUCCACAGGGUGCUUCAUUUCCAGGGGCAGGUGUGGCAGCCAGACCCUGGAGUCAGCCUGCAAGCAUGCCAGGAGACAUUAUGAUCACUUCUGUCUCCCUGGGAGGCAUACAGCCACCCUUAAUUAGUCCACAGAGGAGUGUGAGGUCCAGUCUCCUAAGGCCCCCCUCUAGUGUGACCACCACCUUACCCAUCUCCACCUCUUUCUUCACACACCCCUCCCCUGUCAUAUCCCCUUCUGCCUCUGCUAGCCCCCACCUACUACUCACUUCCACCACCACCACCACUACCUCCACCACCAUCAACACCACCACAUCUUACAUGUCACAGACCACCACAUUCAUGACACAAGUGUCUUCUGCCCUCUCUCCCACCACCACCACCACCACCACCACCACCUUCAGCUGCCUCUCCUCUCCCACCACGACUGUCACCUCAUUCCUGCCUCACCCCUCUCCCUCUGUCACACUUGCUGUUUCCACCUCAACCUUCCUGCCUCACCCUUCUCCUUCCAUCAUCCCUGUCACUUCUUUAUCAACCUUCCUACGUCAACCCUCUCCUUCCAUCACUCCUGUCACUUCUACCUCAACUUUCUUGCAUCACCCUCCUCCUACCAUCACCCCUGUCACUUCAACCUCACCUUACAUGCCUCACCCCACUCCUUCCAUCACUCCUGUCACUUCAACCUCACCAUACAUGCCUCACCCCACUCCUUCCAUCACCCCUGUCACUUCAACCUCACCAUACAUGCCUCACCCCACUCCUUCCAUCACCCCUGUCACUUCAACUUCACCUUACAUGCCUCACCCAACUCCUUCCAUCACCCCUGUCACUUCAACUUCACCUUACAUGCCUCACCCCACUCCUUCCAUCACCCCUGUCACUUCAACUUCACCUUACAUGCCUCACCCCACUCCUUCCAUCACCCCUGUCACUUCAACUUCACCUUACAUGCCUCACCCCACUCCUUCCAUCACCCCUGUCACUUCAACUUCACCUUACAUGCCUCACCCUCCUCCUUCCAUCACCCCUGUCACUUCAACUUCACUUUACAUGUCUCACCCCACUCCUUCCAUUACCCCUGUUACCUCUGCCUCACCAUACAUACCACAUCUUCCUCCUUCCAUCACCCCUGUCACUUCAUCCUUGCCAUACAUGCCUCACCCCCCUCCUUCCAUCACCCCUAUCACCUCUGCCUCACCAUACAUGUCUCACCCACUUCCUUCCAUCAUCCCUGUCACCUCUGCCUCACCAUACAUGCCUCACCCCCCUCCUUCCAUCACCCCUGUCACCUCUGCCUCACCAUACAUGUCUUCCACAGCAUUUGUUUCUCACACCUCCCCUUCUGUCAGUCUUGCCACCCCCACAACAAGCUACAUGUCUCGUUCCUCUUCCUCCACCUCUGGUACUGCUGCAUCAGCUCACAUACCUCACUCUUCCCUUGCAACAAUUUUGUCCACUCCUAUUUCUUUUUAUACCCCCCCCAGUACUGACACCAGCACCUCUGCAACUGUAUCUUAUCCAUCCCAAGGUGUGACUACUACUACUACUACUACUACUAUUACUACUACUACUACUACUACUACUACUACUACUCCCGCUGCCCUUCCUGUAUCCCAAGCUUCCACCCUUGCCACUACAACUACCUCUGCCAUCCUUGCUCCUUUUGUGUCCCAAGGUGCCACAACAGGUCCCCCAGCAAUGCGUGACUCAAGUAUUGCUAAGAUUACAACCCCUGUCACCACUGCCUCUCUAAACUCCUUGCCAUACAUGCCUCAUAUUACCUCUACUGUUACCUCCAUCUCCUUACACUUGCCCUAUGCCUCUCCAUCAGUGAGUCUUGGCUCCUCCAGUGUGCCUCAAGUACUCAGCUUUACACCAAAAGUCUCAGACAUACCACACACUGCCUCCACUGUCACCCCUUCCAGCACAACCAUCACCACAUACACCCCUCACACGACCACUGCCCCAGUAGUCACAUCACACCUGUCCCAGAGUUGCCCUCCCCCUACUUCAGCAUCAGUUCCUCACUCCGUCUCUGCGGGGUGGUUGAGGGACAUGAGGUUUGCGGGAGGAAACAUCACAAGGGUGCCACUUUCAGUCUCUGGAUGUGUGAUUGGAACAUCCCUCAGCACCACUGCAUCCACAACACACACCACAUCUGUCUUGUCAACCACAGCAACACUUCCACAAGACUCCUCUCCAGCUGUUGUCUCCGGCCAGCCUCGCCUCACCCUGCCACGGAACAUGCCUUCUGGAAUGGUGGUGUACAGGCGGCCACAGCUUGGGAUGGGCAGCUCCAUGGGUAGGCACGGGGGUCUUGUGAUGUCUGCCGGUGGGUGUGUAGAGGUGUCGCCACAUUCCCUCAGCUUCACACAUAUCACUCCAAGGAUGCCUGGGAAAGCAGGACCAUUGCCUCCCAGAAUGAUGGGCUUCAACACCCCAGCAGGCCUCCAGCAGCAGCUGUCAGCAAGGCUUCCUGCUGCUUCCCCAAACCAGCCCUCAAGUGACAAAUCAGGUGAAGACUAUACUGCUGAUGCUUCUGCUUCUCCAUCUUCCACCAUCACCAUAACAGUCACCACCACCACAACUACCACUACCACUGCCAUGACUACCACCACUACCACCACCACUACAAUAUCUGCCACUUCAACACUUUCUAACAGUGUGCCUCCUAAUAAUAGCAGUGUCCAGCAGGUUGUGGCUCCCUCUAAUGUUGGUGGUAGUAUUGCAAGUUCAUUCAAGCCCCAGGAACCAGACAAGGCAUCCCAUCAUCCCCAUAAAAUGUUCAAGCUCAAGAAGCACAUGCCACCUCCCAUCAGUCAGCCCAUCACUGCUGCAGCUGAUGACCCUGAAGGUCGGGCUGAGGCUGCCAGUCUCAAGCACCAGCCCAACAGGUUUGAAGCAUACAGCUCUACCAGCAGCUCUGGGAGGCUGAGCCCACGGCCAGGAGCUCUGGAGCACGCUGUCCCUCUCCAGGCCAGAGAGGGGCCUGCCCAGACUGUGGUGGUGCGGCAGCAGCGGCAGGUCACACCCGGCCCUGGACCCAGCCCUGUCUUGGACUAUGACACUCGCUCCGUGGACUCUUUGGGCUCCAUCGGUGUGGAGCUUCAGCAGCCAUUUUCCAGCCGACCUUCCUCCGAUGGUGAUUCAGAGUUGCGGCCAUUAGCCACACCCCUGGGCCACUUUAGGAGAAUCAGGGAGUCCCCUGCUAGCUUGAGGAGCCACGCUAGCUGGUCAGUAGAGAGCACUCCUGUUCCUGCUGUAAAGGUGCCCACAUCCUCACCUUAUCUGGAUGUCCAAACACAACAGACUUCCCCACUUUCACUAGUGAUCCAGAAGACAAGUGCCCCAGGCAUGUCUUGCGAUGUCCCGCAGGCUCCAGACCCAUCUCUCUUGGCACCUGCCAGGCAACAGCUCUUCCCCCAUUCUGCCCAGCCCCAGGAGGUCUCGUCUUGGGAUGAACGAGUGCGGCCUCUUAGGAAACGCUCCUUCAACAUCACUGCUGAUGAACCUCAGGAUACAGAUGCACCACAUGCAGGAUCUUCCACCCCUGCCCCCUGUCUGCGACCAACCGCCAGUCCUGUUACCAAACAGCCCUCACCAAGUCCUUCUCCAUCAGAGAGAGAGAUACAGGGUACUGGUCCACCUAAUGUACCUGGUCCACCCCCUGCCAUACAUAUGAUGCACUUGCCUCUUUACCCUGGCCUCAACCACCAGCAGGAGGUUCCUGCCCGGCCUGGGGAACAGUUGUACAAGGAACGGCCUUUCAUGAGGGAGUCAUUCCAUCCCCUGGCCAAGUCUGGGCCUCCUCCACUUCUUCCCCCUUCUGAUGUAGCACACACUCCUAGAAACUAUGGCUCACAGCCUAAUCUGAGAAGACUACCCCAGCAGAUGAAUCUGUUAUCACGCCUUAAUCAGUCUGAGGUGAGACAGUGGCCGGACAUGUCUGACCAAGUGCUGGGCCACAUGAGACCACACUUAUGGCCUCACCUUGUGCCAGAAAGGUUACCAUACGCACCUCUGUUAACUUACCACGACCAGCCUCACUUCUUCCCAAGGCCCCACCCACCUUCCGGGCCACUCAGGGCUGAGGGUGGGGCUGGCAAGGAGCUGGAGCAAGAACAACAGGCAAGCCAGCUAUCCCCUGACGACAGCCCCAUUAAUGUCGUAGAUGAAACUCCAGACCCAGUCUUUCCCCAGCAGGAGAUUAACAUUCCACCACUAACAGAAAACAUGUCAUCCAGCAAUCCAGGAUCCAGAAUGGUGUCUGGGCCUGGGGAUGGCUCUAAUCUGGAAGGUUUGGGAAAGUCUUUGCAGCACCAUGUGUCCUCCCAGGCCAGAGUUUUGGGGCCCCUCAAGACUUCUUUAGUGCCUCCUGGACCACUGUGUGGUGCCUCACCCCAUCAUCCUUCAGGACUUUCAGCAUCUUCAGCUGCUGCUUCACACCUGCCGAACACCACUUCCUCCUUUGCUGCUGGACAGAGUGCACCCCAGGAGGAAGAGAUGGACUUCCAGACAGCAGACAACACUGGCACACUGCUGGCGGGUGAUGGUGCACGUCCUGAGCAGGCAGGCAAGCUGGGCAAGUUCUUGAAAAGGUACAACAGAGAGUCGGUUGAUCAUUCCCGCGCUGACUUGAUGGGAGGAGAGGAGUCCCAGACUCCCUUCCCCCGAGAGGAGGCAGAUGGGAUUCCCAGACUUAGGGACAGCUGUCUGGAGGAAGGUCUCUCUGAAAGUCAGAUGUCUGUCCUGCACAAGAUGAAUCAAGAGGUAGGGAAUCAGUUUAGCCGAGGCUUCAAAAAGACUUUCAGCACCAAGUUUGGAGACAAGGAUGGCAGUGAGGUUGAGCAGGGUGCUUUCAGGGAGGCUGAGGUACAGUCUUGCCGAGGAGCUGAUGACCUCCCCUUCAAAGGAGUGCAGAUUCCAUAUGAUGCAGCAGACACAGCUCCAGCUAAUGAUAUGGAAGCAGACGUGCUCCCUUGCCAGGAGCUGGAAGGAAAUGGUGUGCCCUUGUGCACACAGCCUGUCAAGACACCCAAUCAGGAGGGAGAGGCAGCUAUGUCUACACAAAAUGAAGUGGUGUCAUGUAUGAAAACCCAAGCAGCCUCAUUUAGGAAUAGUGACGUGGCUUCAUGUAGAGAAUCUGAAGUGGCCUUGCAUAGCGCACCUGAUGUGGCUUUGAGUGGUGGUGGUAAAGUUUCACUGUGUGGGGAGACUGGAGGGUCUUCACUCUCACAGACUGAAGUGGCCUUAUGUGUACAGACUGAAGUAGCCUUAUCAACACAAACUGAAGUGACCUUACCUACACAGACUUCACAUAUAGAAGCUAAUGUGGCUUCACAGAUAAGGGCUGAAGUAGCCUCACAAAUAGAGACUGAGGUGGCCUCGCAAAUAGAGUCUGAAGUCACCUCACAGAUAGAGACUGAAGUUGCCUCACAAAUAGGGAGUGAAGUGGCUUCACAAAUAGAAAGGGUGGCAUCCCUAAUGGCUGGAGUAGGCACUGACAGUAGUGGGGAGGAUGCCUCAUGGAAUGAAGCUGGUAGCCAAGAUCCUGAAGCUGAGGAAGCAAAGGAAGCUCUCAUGGAGAAGGGUGGUCCAUCAGACCAUCUUGGGGAAACCCUUUCCAUUCUUAAGGGCAUGGAUGAUAGUCCCCAGGGUUUGCUGGGAGUGUUUGAAGAUGGAGAGGAAGGAGCACGAGACAGGAAGGGACUGGAGAGGCAGCUGUUAAGCUUGGGGUCCAGUCAGGUAUCAAGCCCCGCCCUUGACCUUCUAGCCUUCCAUGGGCCCCUCACACAGGAGGACAGUGAUGUGGAGUCCAUCAUCCCCAGCACACGUGCAUCUCAGAUCAUCGUGCGGCGGAGCAGCUCCUCCAGCCAGGCCAGCGAUACUUCCCAUUACUCUCCCCCACCUUUUGAUCCACCUCGAUCCCCUGGUUUUGACUCGUCAGAUGCUGAUGACACCCCAGCGUGCCUGACAGACAGUGCCAGUAGGCCAGCCAGAGAUGCCCCAUUCAAUCUUGCUACAGAUGCCUCCAAGACAACCACUCUUCCUUGCCAGUCUGCUGCCACUCCUAAAGGCAGCAGUCCUUUGGAAGCAGGAGCAAGUCUAUCCAACCCCUCCUCACCAAGGCAGCACUCUACAGUGAUCAUUCAGCAAGAGAACCUUAGGAGGCCAGAGUCCUGUCCUCUGUCUCCUUCAGUGGGUCCUAAGGUGCCAGAGUGGCAGGACACAGGACAGGACAGCCAGGUGGACAAGGAGAGGCAGCAGAGCCGCCCCAAGCUGCCUACCAAAGCUGCCCUCAAGGCCUUUACUGAGGACCUGCUGCCCCCACUCUCUUCCACACCUGACAGCAGCUCUGAGGUGACCUCCACCACUCCAGAUGUGACCCUCUCCUCUUAUCGAGGGAGAGGUGGGAGGGUGGGUCGAGGGGGCCGACCAUCUGGGAGGGCAAAGAUAACAUCACCAGGGAGGAAGCCUGGCCGUGGCCGUGGCCGAGGCAGGAAGAGCCAGAUAGUCAGAGAUGAUAUGUGGUUUGAGAAAGAUUCACCUAUUGUGUACACAAACACAACAAGUCUGGAUCCUGCUUCCCCUUUCCUCCCGCCCCCCGAGUCCCUGCCCUCCCGCAGGACCCGUCGUCCUGGCACUAAUGUUUCGUAUACCAAGUAUUUUGACACUGAAGGAUCUGCUCUUCCCCCUAAGAUCAUGCCCCCUCCAUCCCUUCUGCCUCCUGUGGUGGUACAGCAGCCUGUGAUGCCACAGCCCUUGGUCCCCGCACCCUUGACCACUGCUGCACCUCUGCUACCACCCAAAAGGCCAAGGGGCCGUCCCAGGAAGAUCACAGAAGCCCUGCCCGGAAGAGAUGUCUCCCAAAAGGCUCUGGUUAACUCUGCCAUGCCUGUCUCUCCACAACUCCCAAAGCGCCCCAGAGGUCGGCCUCCCAAGAAGGCACUGCAAGGCAUCCUGGAGCCGCUGCCAGUGGUGACGUCAUCGCAGCUCACUGUCAAGAUGAACAAUGACUCAAAAUUGAAACUCACCAUUCGGAGAAUGUCUGUAGGUAAAAGGAUGGCCAACAGCACUCCUCAAACACCUCAUAAGAAGAGAAAGAGGUCACCAAAGCCCACCACACCUCAGAAGGGAGAUUCCAUCAGCAGUAUGAGUGCCUCAGGCCAGGCUUCACCAGAACAGUGUGGUGGUCAGUCUCCUGCCUCUCAGGGCUCCCCUGACUCGCUUCCACUCCAUUGUGAUCCCCGUGAUCCCUUGGGUAUUGACCUGGAAGAGGAAGAGGAGGAAGCACUGCAUGCACGAGGCUCAAGGCUGAAAAGUAAUGUUUAUGAGUUUGAGGAAGAGUUUAGUGAGGAUGAGCAGUCCCUCAAGCGCCAGAACAAACGAUUCCGUGACAACAGCUCCCACACUUUUAAGCGUGCUCGGCAAAUUGUGCGCAAUGCAAUCAAGACGCCUGUCAGGGACCACAACUUCAGCUACCUAAGGACCCCUGGCCAGUCCACUCCCAGCUAUGCCACCAUGUAUACACCAGUGCACCGCAUCCACUACACAGGACCUGGCUCCACCCCAAGCCACGUUUCACAGGGUGACUUCAAAAUCCGGCUGAGGAAGAAGCCAUCUGACCAUCACAACCUUAUAGUCAAGAUAAAGAAAACUCAGGACUCAGUGGUGGCAACAGAACCACAGAAAGCACCAAGAGAGCACAGUGAGGCACAACAGCCUGAAACAGACCUGCCUCCAGUACAGUUAGUGCAUACUGAUCAUCCAGAGACACAGGCAGCAGGAACAAAGGUGGCACCUCCUGCUUUGCCUCCACAGGUGCUGGGUAAGGAGGCUAAUGUGGACAAGGCUCAAGACAACAGUGCCUCAUCCAAGACCAAAGAGGUUCUUCAGUGCAGUACCAGCAUUCAGUCUGAGAGGAGUAAGCCAGCCAUCCCUACACUCAUCAUCAAGAAGUCCAAACUUAGUGGCUUUUCUGCCUCACUAGAACCUGGUGAUCGGCCGCGACCAAAACGCACUGAGGAUGGCUUCCUAAUUCCCCUGGCUCCUGUAUCUGGCCCCUCCCCUGCCCAUACGUCCUCCCAGACUCCUUCCGAUAGCCGACCUAACACCCCUCCUCCUCCUCCCUCAGCCUCUUCUGCUUCAUCUUCAGUCUCAUCCUCAGCCCCACCAUUGAUCACAGCCCCACCAUCAGUCCCAGCCCCUGUAUCAGCCACAUCUCUCUCAGUUUCAGCCCCAACCCCAGCCCCAACCCAAUCCUCAGUCCCAGUCCCAGCCCCAGCCCCAGCCCCAUCCCCAGUCCCAGCCCCAGCCCCAGCCCCAGUCCCAGGCCUAGCUCCAACCCCAAGUCCAGCCUCAGCUUCAACCCCAAGCCCAGCCCUAGCCCUAGCCCCAGCCCCAGCCCCAGCCCCAGCCCCAGCCCCAGCCCACAUUACUUUAAGGCUGAAACGUUCCAAUCUACAGUGGCAACAGGAACCCACCAAGCUUAGUCAGACCUCCAGCAGUAGUAAGACCAUCGCCACCACCACCAUCACUACCACUACGCCUGCUACUACUACUACUACUAGUCCUACUACUACUACUACUCCUCUUACUACUACUACUACUACUAGUACUACUUCUACUGCUGCUAAUACUACUGCUUCCACCACUUCUUGUUCCAUCACAACCACCACCACUACAUCUACUAUCACCACUAUUGCUACUUCUGCUACCACCACCACCACCACUGCUGCUGCUACUGAAGAGAGCAGUCUUACAUCUGAGCGACUAGUUGCUAAGAUACAAACUCCACUGAAGAUCAAGAUCAUGAACCCGUCCCAGGAGCCAAGCCAAUUGGAACCUGACUCUUCAGCUCCUAGUCAGGCUUCACCCUCCACACUCCAGCAACCUCCCACCACCUCCAACCCACCACCUGCUUCCUCCUCAACCUCAUCCCUAUCCCCAUCCUCAUCUUCAUCCUCAUCCUCCUCCAAGCCUGUUCAAGCUCCUACUUCUUCCUCUUCCCCAUCUGUGCCUAGCUCUACCCCACAACCUGUGCAGACACCUUCCUCCUCAUUAAAGACCCCUACAGAAGCCACAGCUCCGCUUUCCAUCCCUCUUCGUCCCACUCCACACAGCAAGACACCUUCACCAUCUAAGAGGGCUCCCACAACCAAAACAUCACCACCCAAAUCAGUCUCCUCAUCAAAGUCCACCACAUCCACAUCUUCCACACCCCAGCCAGCCCCCUCACCCCGGGCCCCCUGCACACCCCGCAGCGCUGGCAUGGACUCUGUGGAGCAGGAGUUGGCAGCCAUCCUGGGGUCCCCAUCAAAGGGAUCAGAGAGGGUGGAGGCUUCCGAGGGAAAGGGGCUGGAGGACAGCGACCUGGCGGCACUCUUGAUGGGUGAGCGGGGUGGCAGCAGUGCCGUCAGUCCUGCCCCUGGUGCCAGACAUGACCGCCAGAGCUCCACACCUCCAAAUCAGCAGUCCCAGCAGUCCUCAUCCCCCAGAGAGGCAGGCAGGGAUGCUAUCAGUCAAACAGGAGAUGUGAAGCUCAAGACUCCACCCAGGGUUAUGGUGGAGAAGCUCACACAAGACACAGUGGACUCACUCACUGCACUGUCCCAGGAAGCUUCCCCAAGGAGGCAGCCCAUCAUACCAACUUCUGCCCCUGACACAAGUGAGGGAAAGCAGCAGUCCCCCGGAGACUCUUCUCUGCGGGCUGUCAGGAAAAGACCUUUGUCCAGCCCUAAAGACACACAGCACACCAAGAGGCCAUGCAGAGGAGAUGUGAGUGAGGAUGAGACAGAACCUGAGGAUUGCACCAUGAGUCCUUCAAGCAGCAGCAGUGACCUCACCAUCAGGAAGAACAUGCAAGGUCCACAACCACCAAAGGAUUCGACUGAGAAAUCACAGAAAAAACAGACGUGUAAGCAGCCAGCUGCGGUCACUACAGAGAAGAGUCCUGGGAGGAAUGCCUCAGGAAGGAGUCCUUCUCCCUCCUCCAGAGUUGAGACAGAGCGUAGCAGUGGUAAGAAGACCAUUGCAAAAUUUAGUACAACCUUCCCUCGCCGCCGUUUCAUGGGAGGGAAAAGUGCUGCUGCCCUGAGACAGAUUGCCUCCCUGGCCAGUGUAGAGGACUCACAAAUGGAGUGUGUCACCUCAUCCACCACCACCGUCAGUCCCAUUAUCCACAUGAAGCGGAAAGGGAGGCCUCGGCUGAGAGGCAGCACAGAAGAAGAGGAGGAUGAGGAUACCAGCGACUCAGACUUUGUCAAGAAAGGAGCAGCACGAAGGAAGAAGAUCUGCCAGAAGGUAUUGAGAGUGGUCUCCAGUGAGUCUGAGGAUGGUGGUGCUUCUGUCCCUUCCUCCCCUAGCACCACCACAGGAUACAAGAAGACCACAGCUUUUGAAAAAUCCAAAACAAGUAGUGACAAAACCACAGAUGCAUUGAGGAAGACCACCACACUCAAGAUAAAGGUAAAAGCAACUUCUACAGGAAUCACCAUCUGCAAGCAGCUACCAAUGACCCAGGAGGCAGUGAUGGUAGAGCAGGAGGUUGACAAGAAUGGAGGAGUGAGGCUGGAGGGAUUAACCACAUCCCAGCACACAGACAGGGAGGAAAACAACAACCGCAUCAAGAAUCUCCAGUUACCCCCUAACUCAUCAUUGGAGGCAACAGAUGACAUAGAGGAGACACUCAAGAGGAUGGACGGCUUCUCCCCCAGCACACCCCGGCCACGUAACACAUCCCCUCCCAUGCCCACACCCCUCUCCAGCACAACAGACCCGUUUAGACCCUCACCUCCAUGUGAUUCUGACUCAGGGGAGUCCACUAGAAUCUUCAGGAAAGACCCCAGCCCAGCCAAGCCCUCUGCUGCUGGAAAAAACUCAGCCACAGAAACAGCAAAUAAAGACAGCCAGAGCGAUACCACCAUCACCUCUACUACUCCCACUACCACUACCAUUACCACAACCACUACCACUACCAGCAGCUUUUCAGACACUGAGAAAGGCACCAAAAAUACAGCAUCAAAUAGUGUGUCUGGUAACAAAGAGACACAAGAGAGCCCUGGCAAGUCAAAGGUGAAGAAACUGCCACAAAAACAGAGCCCCAAAACACAGAAACAGACCACAAAGAAGCAGAAGCAAGCCUCAGAAAGCAAAAAGCAGACCCCACCUAAGAAGACCCAGAGCCCUUCUAAGCGGAAACAAACGUCACCAAAGCAGAGACAAACACCAGACAGUAAGAAACAAACGCCAAAGAAGAAACAGACUCCAGACAAACAGAAGGAGGCUGCAGAUGGACAAAAAGAAAUCCAGGCUAAGCAAAAACAGACACAGGGCUCUCAAAAACAAUCCUCAGACAGCCAGAUGCAGACACCAGCCACCUCAAACCAACCGGAAACUCAGAAACAAACAGACAACCAAAGACAAUCAAAUGGCCAAAGACGCACACCAGAAAGCCAGAGACAGCCUAACAACCAAAGACACUCGCCAGACAACCAAAGAGACAACCAGAACACAAAUCAAGACAACCUCCCCGCUUCAUCCUCUACUCAAGACCCCACCAGUUCUCAGUCUUCCCCCACAGCAGCAGGAAAGACAACCUCCUCCUCCUCCUCCUCCAGCAAGGCCCCUUCAGACACACCUCGCAGCCACAAGACUGCCAGUCGUGGAGCCUGCAGGUCUGAGAAAAACCGCCGCGUGACUCAGUCAGACUCGGAGGAGAGUGGCAACGAGAGUGCAAAUGUUGAUGGGAAUUCUGUUGGUACGAGUCCCACUCCACCUGGUGAGAGCCAGGAGAGUGAGAGGAGCAGCAGCGAUGGUGAUACGAGACACACAGGUGAUGACAACAGAAGAACUGAGAAGGGGGGUGCAGCUGCAAGUACUGCCAGGAAGGGAAGCCACUCAGAGAGGCCCAGUGAUGCUGCUGCUGCUGGUAAUGCUAACAGUAGCCAAGAAAGAGGAAACAAGAGUGGCAGUAGGAAGGAAAAAGACAGCACCAAGGUUAAGAAUAGAGAAAGUGGCAACAAGAACAACAAAAACAAUGACAGCAGGAAAGAUAAGGAUAAUGAUAACAGUAACAACACAGAUAAUGAUGCCAGCGGGAGCAACAGUAACACUGGUGGCAGAAACAACAGCGACAGCACCAUGGGGAAAGGCAGCGGUAGCCGAGGUGACGACGACAGCGACAGUGACAGAGCAGACAGGGAAGGCUCUCCUGCCAUGUCCACCUUGUCCCAGCCACUACUGCAGUACAGCGACGGCAUCAGCGACCACAACGCCGAGUACCGUGACUCCAUGUGGAAUAUGUCUUUCUUCACCCCAGAGCGCCGGGAGCGGGACGAGAUAUCACCGCCUCAGCCAGAUUCCCCGCCAGAAGCAUCUCGGAGCAGACGAGCUUCAGGGGCAAGACAGGUGUAUCCCACACUGCUCACACUCCAGCUGGCUAGCUAUGAGAGUCCUGCACGAAGAGAGCGCACUGACUCCUCUUCCACCAGCCACCCCUCAGCCGCCUCCACCCCUGGUGAUGAGGAGCGGCCACGAGGAUUGGCCAGCAGUGUCCGGUCAGUGGGUGGCCAGGCUGAGGGGCGGGUCAGCCCAGGGUGCAACAUUCUGCCUAUUGUGGAGGUGGAAGUCAUGGAAAAGUCCCCCUUGCCUGAUUGUAAUGGGGAGACUGAGACAGACCCUCUGGCAGCUGACCCUCAGGACCCUCUGGCCGGGACUGAGGACACUGUGGUGGCUGAAUCUGAGGACCCCUUGACAGAGGAGACACAGGACCCACUCGCACCUGAAAAUCAAGAUCCUUUGGCUGAGAAUCAGGAUCUUCUGACAGAGCCUCAGGACUCUCUCUUGGCUGAAACUCAAGACCCCUUGGCUACAGAGGCUCAGGAUCCCUUGGCAGUGAAUCAUGACCCACUGGCUGAUGGGCCUCAGGAUCCCCUUGCUACAGACACAGAAGAUCCACUGGCAACAGAGACACAGGACCCACUGGCCACAGAGAUGGUGGAUCCCCUUGCCUCUGAUAGGCAGGACUCCACACCCACUGAAACACAGGACCCACUGGCUACCAGGGAAAUGGACACCGCUCAAGUAAGUGACAUGCAGGACUCUGUGGCAGCAUCUGAACCCCUGGUGAAUGUACCCCAAGGCUCUAUGGUGUCCAAGACCCAGAAGGCACGGCCAGUAAGAAGAAGUGACCCUGGACACAGUGUAGCAGUGGAGAACCAGCCAUCAUCCAUGGUGGAAAGAAUGCAGGUGAACGUCAAAACAGAGCCCACUGCACCACCACAGUUCCCUGUGUCGUGCAGCGCAGAGACUUUGGCUGAGGAGGAGGAGGAGGAAGAGAUUGACAUCAAGCCAUUCCUUGGGGCUGAAGGAGGUGAAUGCAGCUUGAAUGAGGUUGCACAUCCCACCAACACCCAGGAUAUAGUAAUUGAGAGCAAGAGUGUGCCAAGCCCCAGGGAGAUGAUAGAAUCCCCAUGCAAACAGAGGAGUGAAUCAGCAGCACAAAUGGAGGAGUCAUGUCCUGCCAGCAUCACACCACACCUGAGUGACUCCAGCCCUGUCUCACCCAGCCUUGCCAGGGAAACUCCAGCUGGUUGCAGUGAGAGAGGCGUUGACUUUGACGCCCUGGAAGAUGAUCUCUUUGGGGCCGGCAGCUCCAUGGCCCAGGACGAUCCAACCAUGUCCUCUGGCACUGACGAGAGCCUUGAGGAAGAGAAUGAAGGUGUUCGGCCUUCAUCCAAAUCAGUCAGUAGAGGGGAGAGUACUGACCAGAUCCCCACCAGUGCUAGCUCAGGGCCCACCUCUGCACCACCUGGUAAGCACUCACCACCACCUGCACACCUCCCCACCCUCACCACACCACAGAGAAGUACACCAGUCGUAGACUCUGAGGAAAGCAGUGACAGUACAUCUCUCACUAUUAAUCCAUCACAACCAAGUGACACCAGCAGUGACAUUACAACAACUAAUGCUAGUACUCUACCAACCACUACCACCACCACUACUACCACCAGUGACAUAAUACUUUCCACUACUACCACCACCACAGCUGCCACUAUCACCACUCCUGCUGCUGCCAAGACUGUCACACCAUCUAUAGUUACCACCACCACUGCUAUCAUUACAACUACAGCUGCUUCUACCACAUCCAUCACUCCUAUUACAACCACCACCACCACCACAGUAACACCAUUAACUACCACUACAGCUUCUAAGUUGGCAACAGUGGGUGGAGGAACCAAAACUCCACUGACUCUGCCUCACAACACAGUGGAUGAGAAAAACAGUCCAACUAAACCAAUAAGUACAAAACCUACACCCACAGCAAUAACAGAAAGCAAUAAAGACAAGGAAACACACACACAAGUCACCACUUCCACCCAUCCCACCAGCACAACCACCACCACAACCACCACCAUUACUACCACCACUACUACCACCACUACUACCACCUCUACUACCACCUCACCCACCACUACCACCACCAUUCCCCUCAUGGCCACUACCACCACAACAAUUGCCAAUAAGAUGUGGUUGAUGAAGCAAGCAGCAGGUCUCGGUAAAUGUGGUGCAAAAGGAAUAGAGGAGGAGAUUGAUUUGGCUUGUAGAAGAGACAUCUUGAUCACAGAGAAUGAGAAGGUGAAGGAGGCAAAUAAAGAGACCAUCAUAGUUACUGCAGAAAACAAGAAGCAAACACCUGCCAAAGUUGACACAAAGCAAAGUAAGGAAAGUAACACAAAGCUUGAUACUUCAUCUUUCAAGCAAGCCAAAGAUGGACUGGAAAAAGUCACAAAAACCAUCGAAGAAAUGUUAAAAGAAAUUUUUGUGCCUCCUACUGUUGAUGUUGGUGCUACAAACAUACUAGACAAGAAAAAUGACCAAGGGGUGACUGGGAAUGUGCAAAGUACAAAAAUGAGUGAGCAACUCAGGCAGACCUUGCCAGGAAUCACCAGUUUGGCUGAUGGCAAGCAGACCAUUCCUGGAGAUGCCCGUACCACUACACCACCUACUACCACUGCUUCUACUGAUACUGUUGAUGCCAAUUCUUCGAAUAAUACUUCUGCCAAAACUAGUUCAACUACUAAUACUACUACUGCCACUACUACUGUAGCUGCUGCUGCCACUACUACUGUUGCUGCUACUACUGCUACUAGUACUGCUAUGUCCACUAGUAGCAGUACUACUGUUGCUGCUACUACUGCUACUAGUACUGCUAUGUCCACUAGUACCAUAGUUGCCACUGUGGCAAGUGCUACCACAGCUCUUACUUGUACAACAGCUACUAUAGCUACUAUUACCACAACUACACCAACCACUGCUGUACCUGUUACUAUUACAUCAUCAACCAUUACUGAAUCAUCUACCAGUGCAUCCAUGAUAAGCAAAGCAGCUGUCUCCAUCCCCACCAUAGACAGCACUGCAGCAACCAUCACCACAUCUACACCACCAGCAGUUACAGCAGCAGUCACAAAAACAGUUGUAUCAACAGUAAACACACAAGUAGAUGUGAGAACAAAGACACCAACAAUAACAGGAAAGGCAACAAGUAAGCAAGAUCCACCAAGUCAAGGCUCCUCUAGUCCUAAAAUCAUGGACAGCAGUCAGAGUAGCAGUGCAGUGGCCACCCAGCACAACACACAGCAAGGGACACCUGAGGCUGGUAUCACUGUAGCAUCCCCACACAAGGACAACACCAGUCCAGAGCAAAGCAAGGUAUCCCAGGAAGAGGAUGGAGCUCUUGAUAAACCUCAACUGUCCCAGGAUGAAUCCAAAACCUCUAAAGUUCCUCAGGUGUCCACAGAUACCCUUCAGAAAACUGGUAUCCACCAAGUCUCUGAGAACUCUACCUCGGCAAAGUGUGGUGAAGGAGGAAGUGGCCUGUCUGUGAAUGAGAGAAGCAGAACAUCAGAAGUAACUCAUGAGAAAGAGGACAUAGUUGAUUUAACACAGAAGGAAGCCAGUAAAGAUGUGGACAAAGGAAGAGGAGGAGGAGCAAAUACAAACACAGAGGACAUUAGUAAAAAAGGUGAAGAGAAUACUCAGAAACUGACAGAAGUUAAGAAUAACAAUUCCAUGAGCAACACCCCAUCUGAACCACACACAGCAACAGACACCCAGGACAAAAACAACAGGGAGGAAGGGGACUUCAAAAAGACACCACCAGAGAAAGAAUCACUCAAGACUGUUCCUGCACACCACCACAACCCAUCCACACCUCCCACACAGGCAGAUGAGGACAGCACCAAGGCCACAAGUAAGGACAAGGAAGGUGCUGCAAUUCCUCUAGAGAAACUGAUGAAGGAAGGGAAGCUCUCACUGAAGGUUUCCAUCGAUAGGUCUAUCAUCCACCUGAAGGAGUCGCUUGUGCCAGCCAGUCGCCGCCUAUCAGCCUCCUCCUCAGAGUGCUUGGGGUCGGACAGAGAGGAAACUGACACUGAGGAAGACAAGGAGAGGCACUCAUCCAGUGAAAUAAGUGAUAAGAAAGCCAAUAGUACCAGUGAAAUUACAGAUGCAAAGGCGAGUACAAGUGAAAAAACAGACAAGAAACCUAGUAAUGCUAGUGAAGAAACACCCAUUAAGAUGACAGAGAAGAUCACCAGUACUAAUGAAAAACAUGCAUCUAAUAAGGAGACAGAGAAAGAACCUAGCAGUCUCAUCUCACAGCCAAUCCUUUCCACCACCUCUGCACAAAACUCAGAAGAAAAAAGCAAGGAUAAGGAAACAAGUCAAACACAAAAGGCUGCUAAGGAAGAUGCCACAGAAGAGCCUUCAAAGGACACAGAAGGGAAGCACCAGCACCCAACACAGCCCAAGACUUCCCAAGACACCCUCACCACAAACACUGACAAAACAAGAAAGAAAAGUCCCAAGAAGAAGGAACAUGAAGGCAGCAAGAAGAGACGUCACAGCUCCCUUGACCACGCGGGAGACCAGAGACGCAGCACAAGCAAGAAGCAGAGGACAGGUAUCUCAGAGUCACCCAAAAGCAAGCAGACCCAUAAGGCAAAGGAAUCCAAGGCAGCAAUAGUGGAAACCUCCCAUACCAUCUCUACCACCACCACCACCUCCACCACCUCCACCACCUCCACCACUUCUACCACUUCUACCACUACUACCACUUCUACCACUACUACCACUACCACUACUCCAACUCUCUCACAGAAAACUCCCACUGAAUCAGCAACUAAAAAUCACACAGAAAAGGAAACCAUGCCUUGCGAGAUGCCAGAAGAAUCCAGCUGUAGUGUUAGCUCCUCUCAGCCUUCCAAGAGUCCAUCAAGAUCAACAGUGGCAGAGGUUACCAGCCAGCCAAGCACAGACAAACCUGAGGACACCACACCACCACCACCAGGGCACAUCUCAUCCACAGGAAAGUUAGAGAAGACAAGUGACAGUGUAACCAGUGAUAAGGAUGUGACAGAAGCUGAAGACAAACAGGUUGAGGAUGAUGUGCAAAGUGAAGUGAAAGAUGGACAAUCUAAGGAUGCCACCAAUGAUGCCAAAAAGUCAAAUUCACCUGAAGCAGCCUCACUGAAGGACUUGACAGAGGGAACCGUUGAGUGUCCAUCCCUUGGUGACCAACACACCCAAGAAAAAGAUAAGGAAGUGCCACAGGAGAAGGCUGCAGAAGAGACCGAAGUACAGAAUGAUGAAAGAUUGACAACUCAAGUAAACACUGACACUGUAGAAAAAGACAAGCACCAAGUAGAUGUAAAUGACAAAAAUGAAGAAAAUGUAGGAAAUACAGAGAGUAAGAAAGACACCAAAGAAAGCAAUGCAGAGGGAAGCAAAGACUGCCAGAAAGGAACACCCAGCAGAGACUCUCAGGCACAGCAAGAAACACAAAUGCCUCAGGAAUCCAGUGACACCAACACUACAUCAGCAGGUGCCACUACAGGUCCCCAAGACUCCCAGAAGACACCAAAAGCCUCAGAUGUCAGUACUCAGGAUAGCACCAGCCCACCAAGCAGCCUUACCUCAGAAAAGCACCUGACCCCACCAAUAUCUGAGUCCAAAAAGAAGACCAUUGCCACGACCGCCAAGAAGAGUAAAACCUCCAAAAAGACAAGUCGAAGCUCACUUUCAAUAAUGACUUUUGGCGUUGACAGUGACGAAUUGGUUAAGAAGAGGCCCACUCCUCAGCCUGACUCUGGGGAAGCACAAGCCCCAAGUCCCAGCGAUAGAAGCAGUGCCACGCCAGACAAGAGUUCAGAGACCAGUGGGAAGGAAACACCAGGAAGGUCAACGGCAUCACCACAGUCUGAGAGGAAAUUCGCAUCACCAGGCAAGAGCACCAGCCAGUCAAAGUCUCCCAAGGUGAUAGUGGUAAAAGACACGGUCUCAGUCUCCUCUGGAUUUGAUAAGAUGAUGUCAAAGAUCUUUGGAGAGGAUAAGAUUGCAAAGACUGCCAAGAAAAAGAAAAAGAAGCUUCUCAAGUCAGCCAAGGAAGCAAAACCAGUUGCAGCAGAGGUCAAGCAGGAGAAGACAACAAAAGCAGAGAAGUCAGAAAAGGGACAAAAGGAAAGUACACCAAAGAAGGACAAAUCAGACUCAUCAUCCAAGCUGUCAAAGAGCAGCAAAGGUUCAAAAAAGAAAUCAUCACAUGGAAAGCCAUCAGAAAAAACAUCAUCAUCUGAGAAGACCAAGACUGCAUCGUCAUCACACGGCAAAGGCAAGUCUUCAUCACCAUCGACAAGCAAGGAUAAGUCUCCAUCUGCAGGUUCAGACAAGGAAAAAGUCUCAUCUCUCUCUUCCGAGCAGACAAGAGCCCUCACAGCAUCUCCUGACAAGAGAGAAACUUCAUCGUUACUCCCAGAAAAGUCUCCAUCAUCAUCUCAAGACAAGGAAAAGCCUCCACCACAACAGUCAAGUAAGGAACAAUCACCAUCAUCAUCAACACCCAAUGAUAACUCCCCAUCUUCAUCCUCAAACAAGAACAGCUGCUCAACACCAACCCCAGAGAAAGAAGAGACCCUAUUGUCACUGAAAGAAAAGGAAGAGUCACCAUCUAUAGUCCCAGAGAAGGAGAAAUCCCCAUCAGCAGCCCCAGAGAGCAAGAAGGUCACAUCUUCAUCAUACCCAGAGAAAGAAAAGACUGCAUCUUCAAUAGAAAAGUCCCCAUCAUCACACACUGACAAGGAAAGCUCCUCACAAUCAUCUUCAGACAAGGAGAAGUUUACAUCUUCACAAUCAGACAAGGAGAAGAGUCAGCCAUCACCGUCAGAAAACAAGAAAUCCACAUCAUCGUCCCCAGAUAAGGAAAAAAAUUUAUCAGCAGGAGAGAAAACCACAUCAUCCCUGGAGGAGUCCCUCUCGUCAUGUCCAGAUAAGGAGAAGUCUUCCGCACACCCAGACGGGAAAGAAAAGUCUGUGUCAUCACUCCCAGAGAAGGAAAAGACUUUGUCACCAGUCCCAGAUAAAGAACAUCACUCCUCUUUGUCAUCUGAGAAAAAAGAAGCAAAAGAAAAGAGUUCAUCGUCAUCCUCAGAGAAGAAAGAAGCUCCAUCUUGUUCCUCAGACAAAGGAAAAGUCUCUGCCUCAAUCACACCAGAGAAGGAGAAGGAAAGCCUUGCACUGCCAGACAGGAGUAAAACCACACAUUGCCUGGCAAAGGAAAAGAAACAGACCUCACUCCAUGAUAAAGAAAGUCAGGAAAAGCUCAGCAUCUCUCCAUCUGACCAAACCACUGAAAAGAUUUCUUCUGCUGUCAAGAAAGUUUUAUUUCCAGAAAAAGAAAUGGUACCUCAUUCAAGUGUGGACAAGGAGGGUUCCCUGGCAGUAUCUUCAAGCAAAAGCAAAUCUCAAUCUUCACCUGAAAACAAUGACAGUCCUUCACCUACAUCCCCAAACAAGAAGGAAGAGCAGCCUCAAUCUACUAAAUUAGAGAAAACUGCUUCCUCAUCAGCAGAUCAAGAAAAAAACAAGCAUGUGGCCCUUGAAAAAGAACAGACUGCAGAGAAGGAGAAGGAGAAAGACACAGCCUCGUCUCAAGACAAAAAACAGGCCUCAGAAAAAGGUGCUGAAGUUUCAUCUCACAAGGAACAAACCCAGAUCUUGUUGGAGGAUUGUACAAAAGCCACUUCAUCCCAGAGCAAAGAGCAGCCAAAGAGUGCCACCUCAUCCAGCACAUCAGGAAAGUCGUGCCCUGACCAUGAAGGGAGCACAGGAGAAGCAACAAGCAAACCCAAGACCACAAGCCCAGCAGGGGAAGAGCGAGAGUCAAGUGAUGGAAAGAGUCAAGAGUCAAAGAGAGAGAAUCAGGAAUCAAAGGAAGAGAAUCAAGAACCAAAGAAAGAAAACCAAGAAUCAAAGAAAGAAAACCAAGAGUCAAGGAAAGAUAAUCAAGAAUCUAAAAAAGCAAAUCAAGAGUCAAAGAAAGAAAAGCACCAGGAAUCAAAGAAAGAGAAUCACCAAAAAUCAAAGAAAGAAAGUCACCAAGAAUCCAAGAAAGAUAAUAAAGAAUCAAAGAAAGAUAAUCACCAAGAAUUGAAAAAAGACAAUAACCAAGAGUCAAAGAAAGAAAGCCACCAAGAAUCAAAGAAAGAGAAUCACCAGGAAUCAAAGAAAGAAAGUCACCAAGAAUCCAAGAAAGAUAAUCAAGAAUCAAAGAAAGAGACUCGCCAAGAAUUGAAGAAAGAAAGUCACAAAGAAUCAAAGAAAGAAAGUCACCAAGAAUCAAAGAAAGAGGAUCACCAAGGAGCCACAGAAAUUAAGGAAGAUAACAAAGACUCUCAUGGGAAGAAGACAGAAAGUACAGAAUCAUCUAACAACAAGCAUGAGGGCAGAGAAUCACCCACCAGGAAGACUGAGCAAAACUCCGGGGAAAGCAAGCAUGACAGAGACUCACACACCAAGAAAACUGAGUCCAAAGAGUCGUCUGGCAAACAUAAAGGGAAAGAAUCAAGUAAAGAUAAAAAUAAAGACUCAUCCAGUAGUAAUAGGAACCAUGUAUCCUCCUCCUCCUCCUCCUCCUCCUCCUCAUCUUCCUCCGACAGAAAUAGAAGCAAGGAAUUAGCAACAAUCAAGAAGCCAAGCCAAGACAAAGAGGCAGAAGGAGGGAAGAGCAGUUCUCCAGAGCCACAGAAACAUAAGGAGAAGCAGCACAAUCCUGACAGCGGUUCUUCAGGGAGAGAUAAAGACAAGAAAUCACAAGGUACUCAUGACUCCCCCAAAGGCUCCUCAGCUGACAACAAGACCAACGAAUCUACAGAGAAGGACAGGACACAAGAAUCAUCAGGUAAGGAGAAGAGUGGCACCAGUGACAACCCAGACAAAGAUCAGAAGCAGCACUCCAGCAAGGACCGAGAUCACAGGGAGAGUCCAAAGAGCAAAGACACCAGAGAGAGGAACAGAGACCGAGAUCACCACAGCAAGGACAGAAGCACCACUAAAGAUGUUGACAGCAAGGAUAAGAAUCACAGCGACAGAGAAACCAGUGGGAAGGAAAAGAGAAGCAGAGACUCGCAUAGUAAAGAGAGGAAAGAUGACAAGGAAUCACACACCAAAGACAAAAAUAAGAGCAAAGAAUCCAGUGCUAAGGAAUCCCACAAGAGAGACAAGAGUAGCCACAGUGAGUCACGAAGUGAGAAGAACGUAGACAAAGAUUCACCAUCCAGCAAGGAGAAGAGUCACAGCAAAGAGUCACAUGGGAGAGAAAGAGAGUCAAGUAGUGGGAGAGAUAAGCAUGGCAAGAGAGACAGGAGUACAGAGAAAGAAGCAAAGGAGAGACACAAACAAGGGACUAAGGACUCCAGCAGGAAAGACAGAGGCAGCAGUAAGGAGAGUCACAGCAGGGAUAAACCGACCCCCAGGGAUUCGGAGAAGACUAGCGAUAAAGACACCAACAGGAAAGAUAAGAAUAAUGAUGCUGAGACACAGAAGAAAGACAAGGCAAGUGACAAGGAGUCUUCCAAUAAGGAUAAAACCAAUGAAAAGAACAAGGAAACAAAAGAAACUAGCAAAGACAAGACCGGUGAAAAGGAGGCAUCGAGCAAAGACAAAACUGAUAAGAAGAAAAGAAGUGAAAGCAAAGCAUCACACAGUAGUAAGAAGGACAAAGGCACCAGUAGUAAACACAACCCGGCCACCAAGGAUACUAGCGCAGCCAAGGAAGACGCCACCAAGACCCAUGACACUGCAAAAAAGGGAGACUCCACUGAACAGACCAAGGCAUUCAAGGUUAAAAAGGCCCUGUCAUCAUUAUUUGGCUCUCAAGAGGGACAGGACUCUGACGGUAAUUCUGCAUCCCCUGCUACCUCAAAAGACCCUAAAAAGACCAUCCCUGAGGCUAAGCAAGGGGGAAAGAAAGUCCUUGAGCUUCUCUUUGGCUCGGACCCAAAGCUGAAAGUUUCUAAGAAACCUGGGGAGGAUGAAGAAGAGGAGCAGUACACCCCACAGCCCCUCCACACCCCUGGGACAUCCUACAACCCCCAGCCUUCAACCUCCUACACCCCCCAGGCUCCCAUCACCACCCCAGACCUUGAAUACCAACCCCAGCCCAUUGGUAAAGCCCCACCAGACCCAGAGUACCAGCCUCAGCCAAUCUCUAAAACCCCAGACCAGGAGUACCAACCCCAGCUUCUGUCCUCCAAAGCUCCCAAUCAGGAAUACAAACCCCAGCCCAUCACCAAGGCUUCAAGUCAGUCUGCAACCCAGGAGUACCAACAGCAGAGUCAAGUUACCUCACAGCAGGAAUACCAACCCAAGAGCAUGAAGAAAGAUAAAGAAGUCCAAGAGGAGGAAUACCAACCUCUUCAUAUUAACCUAGACCCUCUAGUUCAAGAAUACCAACCUGAGAGUAUCAACAAGGUGACUCAGAUGCAGGAGUACCAACCUAGCAGCAGCAAGAUGAAGUGCUCAGGAAAGGAACAAGUCCAGAAAAUGAAGAAGAAAACUCCACUGCAAGAACUCCCAAGCAAGCCCCUGAAGAAGGAAGCUGCAGGGACCACCCAGCACUCUGAGGCCACCAAAAAGACCACCCCCAAGCCAGACCAAGCUCGGGACAUCAAGAGAGGCAGUCACCAGCAAGAGCAAGGGGAGAGUGGCACUAAAGGGGAAGCCAGUAAGGUUCUUUUAGCCAAGGCUGUCCCUUUGCAGCCUUUGCCCCAUAAACCCUCACAUGACAGGAAAGCUGGCAGCUCCCAGCAGCCUCCAGACACCAAUGAUGACAAACUUAAGAAAACCACCACCUCUGAUGGUAGCCCCGGUGAGGCAUAUGUCCCCAAGCCACUAGCCUGGACCGCUCCCAAGGCUGAGUACAUCCCAAAGUCUCUAGCAGCACCCAGCACCUCCCUGACACAGGAUGAUGAGUACAGCCCCCAGCCCAUUGUGGGUCUGGACAAACCUAACCCUGAGUACAUCCCAUCCAGCCAGACCCCCGGUCUCAAGACAUCACAGGAGGAGGAAUAUGUGCCUCUGCCUCCUGCCAAGGAAGGGGAGGGGGAUGGGGGCCAAACUUCAUCUGUGCCAGCUGCAUCUUUGUCCGACCAGUACCUCCCCAAGACUCUUGCUGCCGGGGAGAAAAUAACACCGGGCUUUUACCGGGAACAAGGCAGCAGCGGCAGUGGCAACCGAGGCCAGGGAGGUCAGCAGUCAAGAAGACAACCAAAAGGCAACAGCUCCCGGCAGCCAGGCAGACAGUCCAGCGACACCAGGCGCAGCGGCGGUGGCCGGCCAGGGAAGGGGUCCAGGCACACUGGCAGCAAGGUGCUAGUAUACCUGCCUCCCCCACCAGCGCAGGACGUGGUGGCUGCCACCCUCGGGGACUAUGACCUGCGGCCAGCCCUGCACCCUCAGGCCUUCUGCAGCAACCCAGCUGACCUGCCCAGCCGCCCCCAGGAGGUGGGGGGACGGGUGCUGCAGCUGCGGACCAAUGCCACAGCGGACCUUGAAGACUUUGAGGGCCGCUUCCAGGGCGAGGGACUGUACAACUGGCGGGUGCUGCUGAGCACCCUGGAAGCCGAAGCUGCCACCCCAGCCAGGCACGAGACUGCCUUUUUGGGGCAGCGGGGUGGGGCAAGCCACACCAUACUCACCCCAGUGAAGCCGCCCCCUCCCCUGAAGGACGUCCAGCGGUGGUUAAAAGCACGGCAGAUCAUGGCAGCACUGAAGAAAGAUACUCACCAUAGGAAGGGAGGCGGUGGCAGCGGCGGCAGGGGGAACCGUCCUUCAUCCCAGGGUGGAUCCAAGACCAAGGACUCCUCUGAAGGUAAAGCCUCAAGACCCAGCACUGCUGGCCACAGGGAGUCUGGCAAGGGUGGCAGCAGUAGCGGCAGCAGUGCAGGGGGUGGUGGUGGUGGCAGCCAGAAGCAGCAGCACCAAGCAGCACUGAUCACCUCACCCCAGAGAGGCCACUGCAGCACCAGCACUCCUCAGCCCAAGCUCUCUACAGCAUUGCCACCCUUCCACCUCACUCCCAUUGCUAAGGCAUACACACCCACCAUGGGAACCUCCAGCUGUUCUCCAGCCUCUGAGGGCAACACCCCAACCCCUGGUGUCAUGCCAACCACCUCCCAGGCCCACACCUCCACCCCCUUAGGUCACACCCCAGUUCCCAGAAGUCGUAGCCUGGUCCCUGCCCGCCUGCAGCCUCGUUCUAGGCGUCGAGUGUCCUGGGAGGGAGAGCAGCCUGUGCUGAGGGCGUCACCUCUGCUGGGGAGGAGGCGUCGUGCCUCGUUGGAUGGCCUGGCGCCCCUGGAGGAAGACAUUGAAGGGGAAUCUGAACAAAGAGGGAGGCGGGCCUUCAGAGGACUGGGCCUGGAUAAGGUGAUGGAGCCGGCCAGCAAGAAGGCCAGACGUUCCCUCAGCCAGGAGGAAGCAGGUGAAGUGGGCAAGGCACUGCCAGCAGCAGCAGCAGCAUCUCCCAAAGGUGGUGAUGACAGUGAAUUGUUGGAGAGUUCGCAGCGUACCCCAGCUUCCUCUGCAGUGCCCUCCCCUGCUGCACCCUUGGUGCCAAGUCAGCCAGAAAGCCAGCCAUCUUCCACCAGGCCAGCAAGUCAGUGUGGCACACAGCCCCUGAGUCAGCCUGGCAGCCAGCACUCCAGUGAUUCCCUCCUGCGCCGGCAGCUGCUGGACACACAGUUCCGACAGCAGUUUUACAGCCUGGUGGACGGCCGAGGCUCCUUCUCACAGGCUCUAGAAGGUCCAUCACUCAACAACUCCUAUGGCUUCAAGUUCACCAGCCACAAUCUGUUUGAGGCCAAGGCAGUGCAUGAGCAUGAGUUCCUGACCCUGAUGUGCCUUGAGUGCCAUGUUGCCACAAGACCCCACCUGCUGCCUGACCCUCAGUUUGACCCCAUCUCUGCCCUGGUAUUCUCCAUCACUCAGGACCUCCCCCCAGAGCAUCCCAGCCCCCGGGACUUGAAAGGUGCAGUCGUGGUGAGCAGUGGAGGCUGCGACCUGGUGACCUGCACGGGACUCACUGACCUGGCGGUGCUCCACGUAGACUCUGAGUCAGACCUGCUGGAGGAAGUGGUUCGCCUCGUCACCACCUGGGACCCGGACAUGCUGGUGGGAUAUGAGGUGCAGCAAGGCUCCUGGGGAUACCUGCUGGAGCGGGGUUUGGCACUUGGGGCAGAAAUAGUGGCACGCCUCUCUCGAGUGCCGGAGGGAACCAGGGCAAGCCACCACCUGGAGGAAGAAGAUGAGUACGGGGCCGACCACACCUCACAGAUCCACCUGGCGGGCCGAGUGGUGCUCAAUGUGUGGAGGUUGAUGCGAGCGGAGGUGGCACUUCAGAGCUACACCCUGGAGAGUGUGGCCUACCACGUUCUGCACACCCGUAUCCCAACCUUCUCAUGUGACCAGCUGAAGACGUGGUGGCUCAGCGACACCACCCGCUGGCGUGCCCUCGGCCACUAUCUGACUCGCUGCCGCCUCACCUUCGACCUCCUUCACAACCUGGACCUGGUUCCUCGCACCGCCGAACUGGCUCGUCUCUUUGGAAUCCAAUUCUAUGAUGUUCUGUCCAGGGGCUCCCAGUUCCGGGUGGAGUCCAUGAUGCUGAGGCUGUCCCGGGGGAGGAACAUGGUGGCCCUCUCCCCUAGCAUUCACCAGAGGGCAGCCAUGAAAGCACCAGAGUGGAUUGCCCUCACUAUGGAGCCCCUGUCAAGAUUCUACACGGAGCCAGUGGUGGUGCUGGACUUCCAGAGCCUCUACCCGUCUGUCAUGAUCGCCUACAAUUACUGCUAUUCCACCUGCCUUGGCCGCAUCCACCUGCUCCACAGCCCACCAGAGGUCCCCUACACCUUUGGCACCUCACACCUCCGCCUGCCAUCCGAUCCUAAAAGCCUUUUGGAGUUAGUGGAUGAGAUGAGCAUUUCGCCCUGUGGUGUCGCGUUCCUGCCGUCACGAGUGAGGCGUGGGGUGCUGCCUAUCAUGCUGGAGGAAAUACUCAACACAAGGCUCAUGGUGAAGGCAUCCCUCAAGAAGUGUAGUGAAGACAAUGCUUCGCUCCGACGCGUCCUGCACUCUCGCCAACUCGGCCUCAAGCUCAUAGCAAAUGUCACCUACGGCUACACCAGCGCCAACUUCUCUGGACGCAUGCCUUGUACUGAGGUUGGGGACAGCGUAGUGAGCAAAGGUCGUGAAAUCCUGGAGCGUUCCAUCCAGCUCGUCAACUCCCACCCCACCUGGGCAGCUCAGGUAGUGUACGGAGACACCGACUCACUCUUUGUGCACCUGCCAGGGAGGAGCCGCAGCCAGGCCUUCACCAUCGGACAGGAGAUUGCUGCCACUGUCACCAAGAUGUACCCUAAACCUGUUAAACUCAAAUUUGAAAAGGUGUACCUGCCCUGCAUCCUCCAGACCAAGAAGCGCUAUGCAGGCUACAUGUACGAGGCCCCUGACCAGGAGGAGCCAAUCUUUGAUGCAAAGGGCAUUGAGACGGUGCGGAGAGAUGGUUGCCCUGCUGUUGCUAAGGUCUUGGAGAAGUCCCUCCAUUUGCUGUUUGAACGCAAGGAUGUGUCUCUUGUAAAGCAGUAUGUGCAGCGUCAACUCCUCAAGGUGCUGCAGGGACGAGUCUCUCUCCAAGACCUGACUUUUGCUAAGGAGUACCGGGGUGCCCGGGGCUACAAGCCAGGUGCUUGCGUCCCUGCCCUGCACCUCGCCAGACAGUGGACACGUCGUGACCCAAGAAAAGAACCAAGGACAGGGGAGAGAGUGCCUUACGUCAUUAUUUAUGGUGCCCCUGGACUCCCCCUCAUCCAGCUGGUCCGUUGUCCCUCCACUGUGCUGGCAGAUGCUUCCCUAAGGCUUAAUGCAACUUACUACAUCACACAAGCCAUUCUGCCACCCCUCCAUCGCUGCCUGGCGCUGCUGGGGGUGGACGUCAACACCUGGUACACAGAACUGCCUCGACCCUCCACCCUCACCUCCAUCACUCCCCUGCCUGGCCCCUCCUCUAGCACCUCCAUCGCCCACUACUUCACCCCUGUGGCCUGUGUGGGAUGCGGGGCAGCCACCACCUUGGCUCCAACUGGAAAGGGGGCAGUAGGAGGCCAAGGGCUGUGUGGACGGUGCAAGGCCAGUCCCCAGGAGACAGUGGUGCGGCUCGGGGAGAGGAUCCGCACCUAUGAGAGGGCUGUUGACCACAUCCAGCAGGUGUGUGAGGCGUGUGUUGGGUGUUGCCUGCAGGAGGUGGAGUGCAUCUCCCUGGACUGUCCUCUCACCCACCGCCGUACAGUGGCCACCCGGGACCUCCAUGCUGCUCACCAACUCCGCGUGCUACUGGAUGAUUUCUAAGUCGGCCAGUGCUCAGCCAUGCAGCACCCUGCUAGAGAUUAAGUCUUGGCCAGCUAAUCUAGCAAGUGUGAUUAUUAGGGUGAUAUAAUGAGUCCAUUUUUCCUUUAUAAUGACUGUUUUGCUGACGUGUCUGCAGCCAAGGUGGCAAGGCAGUGUGUAAGGUAAGUCACUGAGCAGUCAGGCAGGUGCUUGUCAGUGCUCAUAUCUAAUCUUUUAAGUCAAACCAGCCAAGAUAUAGAAGUAAAUUAGUUUGUAAAAACACAAACACAUUAAUGUAGACACACAUUCAUAUACACACACUCAUGAUAAGGACCUUAUCCCAAACUCAUCAUCCCCCUUCCUGUACCCAAAUCACAAAAGUCCAGCCACUACUCACUACUCAGAGGCUUGAGGUAGAGGACAGAAAGGAGGAGAAGACAAGCCUGAUUCAUUGCCUCUGUGGACCACUUAUGUCACUGUGCUGUGUUAGGUCAGUGGCUGCCUGUCAUGAUCACCAUGUGAGGAGAGGUGCAUUACUGACCACAAGGCUGUGUGUCGCUGUGACUAUGAGAUUGAAGUGCUUACACUCCGUACAUGUGUCUGUGUCUUGUCAGGUGUCUAAGCCAGACACAUCCUUGGGCCCCUGGUGUGGCUUGUAGCAGCCCAAGGCAUCCUGAGUUGUUCUUGGCUGUGAUGAGGGACAUGUGGCCUGUGUGCAGCAAACCUUUGGUGGGAGCCCUUUGUUCAGGGGCAUCCAGAGACUUUGAAGGCCUUAGGGAAGCCUCACAAGAGGUGACUCCAUCUAUGAUAAUAUUACAUGGUGCCCCCUGAAAUUUAUUCCUGUCAGGACAUUCAUGUUGACAGUGCAGCAUUGUAUAUGCAAACCUUUAUCACAUCACUAUUACCGGUUCUGUAUAACUAAUAUUUUGAUGCUUGCAAUGACAGCACUACAAAGUUUAUCAUAUAUAUAGUAUAUACAUAUAUAUUUAUCUUUUCUCAUGUUUUAUUGAUGCCAUUUUAGAUCAUGUGUGUGUUCAUGUGUUCUUUAGGGAACCGUGCUGUGGAAUCUACUAUGCCUUUUAUGCAUGAUGUUUAAUGCCGUCUGUCACAGGGUUCGUUGGUGUUACUGGUAUUCAUGCUGGCACUUACUGGAGUCUGUGGUGCCACUUAACUGUUGUUAGUGCCACCAGUCCAUUCUGUUGUGUGGCACCACCAUAUGCAAUCUGCAUGUCCAUUGCCAACACCACUUUGGAAGUAAUCACCACUGGGGGGGAUUCUUGGUGUCUUUGCUGUAUUUAUUGGUGUUGUUCAUAGCAUUUGUUGGUGCAGUUUACAUAUAUUUUUAAUGACAAAUCUGUUGACGUACAAGCUGGUGUUUGACAUUGGUAAGGUGUGUGUUUGUAAUGAUGGUCUUUAUUUUUAAGUAGGAUUUAUUGUUACUCAUUGGAACUUUGAGUAUUUACUGAUGAAACUGAUCCCUAAGUUUUCAUUAUCAUUGCUACCCAUUAUUAUUAUUAUUGCUGUUAUGAACGAGAAUGCCAGUCUGGCAUAUAAAAAGAUUUUUCCCAUAUUUAUUUAUUGAUUUAUUAUUAUAAGUAGUACUACUAUUAUUACUACUCCCAAAAAAGACAGUUGAUCUCGAAGUGGAUGUGCGAAAUACUAUUGUUCUGUUGUUAUUGUUGUAAUUGAUACUAUUACCACAUUAUUAUUACUACAUAUUAUUAUUAUUAUUAUUAUUAUUAUUAUUAUUAUUAUUAUUAUUAUUAUUAUUAUUGUUAUUAUUAUUAUUGUGUGCAUUUGUAUUACACUAUUUUCUGAAGCUUUUGCUGCCUUCUUUUUCUUCUUUUUUUCUUCUUCUGUGUGUGUGUGUGUGUGUGUGUGUGUGUGUGUGUGUGUGUGUGUGUGUGUGUGUGUGUGUGUGUGUGUGUGUGUGUGUGUGUGUGUGUGUGUGUGUGUGUGUGUGUGUGUGUGUGUAUAGCUAUUAUUUAGUUUUGAAGAGUACAAAUGCAUAUUCAUGUUUACAUAGUCAUAUAUUAACACAUAUAUUAACACUUUUCUAUGGUAUGUGUGGACGUGAAACACACACACACAAAAUAAAAAUACCUAUUACUAAUAGUAAUAAAUUAAUCAAUAAAAUCAAUAGCUUUCAGACUCUUAAGUGUGUGUGUGUGUGUGUGUUUGUGUGUGUGUGUGAGUGUGUGUGAGUGAACAUGCAUAUCAGGGAUCUAACAAACUAUUGUAAUUACUAUAUAAUACUAAACACAUCUUUCUCAUAUUUGCACACACACACACACACACACACACACACACACACACACACACACACACACACACACACACACACACACACACACACACACACACACACACACACAUCUCCAGCUUACUACACAUGAGGUUUGAUAAUCCCUGGUGUGUAUGUGAGAGAGAGGAUACCCAGCCCUGUCCUGCCUUCUUCCACCACCCAACCAAUCUUGCCAAGGCUUUCCUAACUCAUGUUUCAAAAUUAUCCACACAUUUGUCUUUUUUUUUUUUUUUUUCCCAUAUUAUUUCAAAGAUGUGAAAACUGUAAUGGAGAGUAAAUAUUGCACAUAGCAUCAUCACAGUUGACAAGUCUUGCUCUAGUUCAUAUUACUCAUGUCUGCAGCAACACAGUACUUAUUGACUCAUUGGAAGAGAAGGAGAGGCAAUGAUAGGAGUUACAGGUCAUAAUUCACAAUAGUUAGCAAUAACUUGAUGUACCAAAGAGAUUACUAUUACCUGCAUUAAUGUCAACUCAGUACGGCAUAUACCUCUGGGUGGGGGUGGAUUAGGGCAGGGGAAAGGCUGGCCAGGCUGCCUCUUGCUUCUACUAAUAAGGUAUGCAAAUGUACAUACAUACCUGAGAAAUGUAUAUAAGAAUUAUUUAUGGAAGUAUAUGGUGUAACUUUUUUUACUGUUGAAUAUAAAAGACAACUGCUCAAUUUC